UUCUCCUCUGGGCAGAUGCUGGAGACGGACGCCGAGACGCCGGGGCAGAUGCACUCGGAGGAUGGGAAGGCAGCAGUGGGUGCUGCCCCUCUGGCUGCCAAGGCAGCAUCUCUGGCCGAGCCCUGGGACGCUCUGGGAGCCACCCAGGCUCCUCUCCUGGCGGAGAAGCAGCCGAUGGCCACSGCUAAGGGAGAGGAGCAGCCCAGCUCCCUGCCGGCCUUUGUCAUCCCCGAGCUGCGGCUCGACAGCACCUUCAGCCGGAGCGCGGCGGGCACGGCGGGCAGCACCACGGACGGCGAGGACGACGAGGAGGACGAGGAGGAGGAUGAGGAGGAUGAAGAUGAGGAGGAGGAGGAGGAGGACAGCGACGAGCAGUACCUGGACAGGAACGAGCUGAAGCGCAGCAGCAUGAUCGAGACGUCGGGCGGGCAGSCCGGCUACACGCUGAGCGUGCAGGGAUCGCUGCGGCGCCGCACCCACAGCGAGGGCAGCCUGCUGCAGGAGGCCAAGGGCCACUGCUUCACCUCGGACACCACCCUCAACUGCUCCGAGGGCCAGGGCACCGCCGCCCACUGGGCACUGCCCUCCCCCAGGACCCUCAAGAAAGAGCUGGUCAAGAACGGCGGCUCCAUUCACCAGCUGACGCUGCUGUUUUCGGGCCACAGGAAGCUGAGUGGAGCUGAYGCCGAGUGCAGCUGUGACGAAGGGGACGAGACUUCCCGCAAGAAAAGAAGCAGGAGCCUAGCCAAGGACAUGAAGAACCGGCUGGGGAUAUUUCGGCGGCGGAAUGAGUCCCCCGGGGCCAACCCCUCCGGCAAACUGGACAAAGUCCUCAAAUCUCUCAAGCCCACUCCCGAGGAAGCGCUCAAGUGGGGGGACUCCCUGGAGAAGCUGCUGCUGCACAAAUAUGGGCUCGCUGCCUUCAGRGCCUUCCUGCGCACYGAGUUCAGYGAGGAGAACCUGGAGUUCUGGCUGGCCUGUGAGGAGUUCAAGAAGAUCAAAUCCCAGUCCAAGAUGGUCUCCAAGGCCAAGAAGAUCUUCGCUGAGUACAUUGCCAUCCAGUCCUGCAAGGAGGUCAACCUGGACUCCUACACACGGGAGCACACCAAGGAGAACCUGCAGAACAUCACCCGCAGCUGCUUUGACCUGGCUCAGAAGAGGAUUUACGGGCUCAUGGAGAAGGACUCGUACCCCCGCUUCCUCCGCUCCGACCUCUACUUGGACAUAAUCAACCAGAAGAAAGGCAGCUCCCCGCUGUAGGCCCAAGGACAGUCUCGGGGCAGGCUGGGAGCUGUGUGUUUACAUGGAAUUGGGCAGUGGAGGCCUUYCUGGGAGCUGGUGGGAGCUCGCUGUCCUGCCGGUGACCCCAGGCUGUGUGGACAUGGGGCGGCUGAAGGCACCAAGCUCGGGGCCGAGGGCACCCAGAGGCCGAGCAGGCCGGUACUGCUGCACCACCCCGUCUCACCAUCGCUGGUACGACGCCGUCGGGGUGGCCCCGGCACGGAUUUAGCCAGGAGGGAAGCUCCCACGAGACUACUGUGAAGCACCUGCCCCAGCCGUGAGUGUUGCUGGAAGGUGGAUAGCCAGCCCAGCUCGGUGAGGAGGGCAAUUCCUGCACAGGGCUCUGGCAAGGGGACGAUGGCACCACCACCAACAUCGCCCCGGAUCAAAGCCUUGGAACUGGAGCAUCCCCAGGACGCUGCUGUGCUUCCCCGUGCCUCCCAGCUGCCCCGGAGCAGCUCUGGCAGGAGCUGGUGGUGGGUGCCCCGGGAGCUGGAGGUCCUGCCCCUGCGCUGGAGGUGUGCAAAGCGCCCUCGUGCCCUCCCCCCCUGGUUUAUUUAUUGCCCUCCUGUAGCCGGACACGUUGCUGUGCGCUAGGAGCCCCUGUGUCCCUCCCCGUUCUCAGUUACAAGUGCAAUAUUUGUGUGUGUCGCGGCCGCGCUCUCCGGCGGAGCGGAUGCUGUUUCUUUUCGCGGGUGUGUAGGUUUUGUGAGGUAGCGGGCUGUGCGUGCCAGACCCGUUCCCUGGCAGCGGGCCGCCGGGGGAGCCUGCUGUAAAUAUCCAUAUCUCGAUCCCUGACGAUGGAGGGGGCGGCCGUGGGGAAAAGCGGCUCCGUGUGCGGCCGCCCUCCCCUCCUGACUCCGGAUAACAAUGCUGUGUUUUGGGAAGCGGGGAUUCCUGCUGGCCCUGGCAGGGUGGGAUGCGCUGCCCACCUCCCAGUUUACAGUGCAAAGCAUCUCUGCAGCUAGAAAAACAACUGCAUUGUCAUGGUCAUAGGUAAAUAAAAGGAGAAUAUCAG
Molecule: messenger RNA, 2299 nt
Organism: Malurus melanocephalus (red-backed fairy wren)
Lineage: Eukaryota; Metazoa; Chordata; Aves; Passeriformes; Maluridae
Product: regulator of G-protein signaling 3-like
Exons: 6
Coding region: 16-1260 (414 amino acids)
Biological process (GO): signal transduction
Cellular component (GO): plasma membrane; nucleus
Source: RefSeq, a predicted model, not a curated record